AUGGAGAAGCGACUCCCAAUCUUGCUGCCAUCCCCCUCAACCGUCAUCAUCCACAGCGGCAAGAACAAUGACAAGUUCUCAAUCGUUCGCCAAAAACGUCGACAGGUAGCCUCUGCCUGUGCCAAUUGUCGCAAGCGCAAAGAAAAGUGUGAUGACAAGAGGCCGACAUGCGGCGCCUGUGCCCGCAGAGGAGUCACUUGUAACAAUGACAUCAAGGAGGACGAGCCGGCCGGUACUGUGGCCUUGAGACAUCGCAACAUUUCUCUCAGACAGGAGAACGACCAGUUGCGUGAGCUUUUCAAGCUGUUGCAUAAGCUGCCGACCGAGGAAGGACAGGAAGUCGUUUCGAGAUUAAAGAUUGCCGAUGACCCUAUCCAAGUGUUGCGGUCUGUCCAGGACGCCAGCCUGCUGAUUAAUAACCCCAAUUCAUCCUCUUAUUCGGCUCUGUUGGAUUCGAGACUGGAAAGAUUGGACCUCCUUGCGUUGCGGGAAAGCGCCAUUCGGGUUGAUGCAAAGCCGUGGACCGCAGUGGCCGGCGAUGGCAUAGUGUCGGAGCUCGUCUCAUCGUUUUUCAACUGGGACGAUGCCUUUUACUUGCCAUUUCUUGACCGGGAGGCGUUUCUGGAAGACAUGAGGGCCGGAAAUGUUGCGACGGCCAAGUAUUGCACACCGUUCCUUGUCAAUGCCAUAUGUGCAGACAGGUCUUAUACUUGUCGGCGAACUAGAGCGUUCAGCGGUAUCAGCAAGAAGAAUUUAGCUGACGAGUUCUUCAAUGAGGCCAAGAAGUUGCUGCAUCUUGAGAAUGGCCGAGUCUCUAUCCCGACGGUCCAGGGUCUUACGUUACUCUUCUCCAUAGCUUGUUAUCGAGGCACUGAUAAACUUGGUGGUUUAUAUCGUCGGUCGGCAUAUGACAUGUUUCACCAACUCAAUGUCGAUGCCAUGUAUGCGAGAAUCAAAGACGAUCCUCUAGCCGCCCGUGAGAGACGGGUCCUGUGCCGCCUGGCAUGGGGGCUUUUUCUGUUUGAGAGCAUCGUCGGAUACAUGUAUUUGCAACAGUCGUUGAUCCCACCGCCUCAAAUCCCGCGAUGCUUCGAUCCACCACCCUCUGCAAAAGAUGGACCAGUACCUAACAUCGACCUCCUUGGUAACCCGCACUCCAGCGAGAGUCGAUCGCCCCCAUUUGUCACCGGCGCAUUGUAUCUAGCUUGCGAUAUAACCGUUAUGCUCUACGAAUCAAUGGACUGGAAUUUUAGGUCGGAAAGCAUAUGGGGCACGGAGCAGGACCUCGAGAGACGUAGAGAUAUGAUUGACGAGGUACGCCAGUGGAGAGCAAGUUUGCCUCCAAACUUGCGAGAUGACACCAACUUUACCCCCCAGACAUGCUAUCUUCGGACAUACAUGAACGAGGUCCUCUUUAGUAUCCUUCGACCGCUUUCCCCCCAAACCGAGAUUGAGCCCGGCUGGACCGUCAAAGACUUACAGCUCAGCUUCUGCCAAAUCGACAUCGACAACAUGGAGCGCUUCAUCGAAGUCUACACCCUCCGCGACUACGCAUGCAUCAACAUUGCCGGGAGCUACAACGCCAUCCUCGUCCUGGUAUACCACCUGGCUGACCCCUCUGUGCACCACCUGUUUGCCAAAGCAGCCUAUCUCAUAGGAGAGACCGGGGGGGACUUCCCCAUGUGCCGGUAUAUUCUGCAGGCCAUCAAGGCAAUUGCCUGGCAGGCGAAGACGUCGCUGCCGCAAAUGGCAAAGAGGUACUUUGAGAAUCUGGACGGUGCGAGAAACUCGUUUAGGGAUAUCAGUUUUGCACUGCCCGAGGAAACCGGCAAGAGGAUGUUUGCCGGGGGGCCGCGGCCCAGGUUCAAGGGGGACGAUAUGGGCUCUUUGCUGUUUAAGUGGAGUGCCAUGUCUAUUGAGUAA
Molecule: messenger RNA, 1923 nt
Organism: Metarhizium robertsii ARSEF 23
Lineage: Eukaryota; Fungi; Ascomycota; Sordariomycetes; Hypocreales; Clavicipitaceae
Product: Zn(2)-C6 fungal-type DNA-binding domain protein
Exons: 5
Coding region: 1-1923 (640 amino acids)
Biological process (GO): regulation of DNA-templated transcription; DNA-templated transcription
Molecular function (GO): DNA-binding transcription factor activity, RNA polymerase II-specific; DNA binding; zinc ion binding
Source: RefSeq, a predicted model, not a curated record